AUGGGCGGAAGAAAGAAAACCACUGAGGUUAGUUUUGCUCAACGUGUUUAUGACUCAUAUUCACUUGCAUUAGUCCAUGCAGAACAACCUAAGCCUUCAGCAACUGUUGCACCUAUAGUGUCUUCUUACAAUGAGAAGAUUCGUCCAGUUCUUGAUGCCGUUGAAAACCUUAGGCGCCUUAACAUUGCAAAAGAGGGGAUUCAGCUUCCUACCAUUGUUGUUGUUGGUGACCAAUCUUCUGGCAAGUCAAGUGUUCUAGAAUCUCUUGCUGGUAUUAGUUUGCCACGUGGCCAAGGAAUUUGUACCAGGGUGCCCUUGGUUAUGAGGCUCCAAAACCACCCUCUUCCAAAGCCUGAGCUUGUGUUAGAGUUCAAUGGUAAAAGCAUUUCAACUGAUGAAGCACAUGUUUCUGAUGCAAUAAAUAUUGCCACAGAAGAGCUUGCAGGCCUUGGAAAAGGGAUUUGCAACACCCCUUUGACUUUGUUGGUGAAGAAGAAUGGUGUUCCUGAUCUGGCAAUGGUUGAUCUUCCUGGGAUAACCCGGGUCCCAGUUCAUGGACAACCUGAGAAUAUUUAUGACCAGAUUAAGGACAUGAUCAUGGAGUAUAUAAAGCCAGAAGAAAGCAUUAUCUUAAAUGUUCUCUCUGCCUCUGUUGAUUUUACUACUUGUGAGUCCAUUAGGAUGUCUCAGAGUGUUGAUAAAACUGGAUUGAGAACACUGGCUGUGGUCACGAAAGCUGACAAGUCUCCUGAAGGCUUGUUAGAGAAGGUUACUGCCGAUGAUGUGAACAUUGGCCUUGGUUAUGUGUGUGUGAGAAACCGCAUUGGAGACGAGUCUUAUGAGGAAGCCAGAAUGGAAGAGAAUGUGCUGUUUGAGUCUCACCCACUUCUUUCCAAAAUAGAUAAAUCUAUUGUUGGUAUUCCAGUUUUGGCUCAAAAGCUGGUUCAGGUUCAAGCUAUGAUUAUAUCCAAAACAUUGCCAGGGAUUGUGAAGAAGAUCAAUGAGAAGCUUGCUAACAAUUUGUCUGAGUUAGAAAAACUGCCUGUUAACUUGACCUCAGUAGCUGAUGCCAUGACUGCUUUCAUGCAAAUUAUUGGAUUAUCGAAAGAGGCACUUAGAAAGGUUCUUCUCAGAGGUGAAUUUGAUGAGUACCCUGAGAACAAAAAAAUGCAUUGCACCGCUCGGUUGGUGGAAAUGCUUGAUUCUUACUCACGUGAUCUUUACAACUGUGCUGAAAGUGAUGCCACAAAGAAUUUUCUGAUGGAUGAGAUAAAGGUCCUUGAGGAAGCGAAGUGGAUAGGUCUGCCUAAUUUCAUGCCACGCACUGCUUUUCUUACUAUACUGCAAAGGAAGGUCAAUGGCAUUGCAAAGAUGCCUAUAGGCUUUGUUGAUAAUGUAUGGAAUUAUCUUGAGGAAGUUGUGAUUUCUAUCCUAAUGCGUCACUCUGAGAAUUAUUAUCAGCUUCAGCUGUCAACAAAGCGUGCUGGGGAGGCUCUUAUUACCAAGAAGAAGGAAAAUUCAAUCAAGCAUGUUUUGGAAACUGUUGAAAUGGAGAAGCAUACGGAUUACACGUGUAACACCGACUUCAUGGAGCAAUACAAUAAGCUAAUAUCUCAGCAAGAUGUUUUUUUGAAUGCAGUUUUCAACAAUGUGGAUAAACCGUCCCGUGUGAAUCUUGAACGAGUUGGGGAUAUUGAUGUUGGUCAUCUGAGGGCGUACUCUUCAUCUGUGGUUGCUCAGAGUUUUGAUUUAAAGGUGAGAAUGAUUUCAUAUUGGAAGAUUGUACAAAGGAGGCUGAUAGAUAGUAUUGCUCUUCAUUUGAUGCUUAGUAUUAACAAGCUUGUUAACAUGGAUUUCGAGAAAGAAAUUGUUUAUGAUCUGUUAUCUCCAAAAGGUGGUGGAGUUGAGAGAUUGCUGGAGGAAUCUCCUUCUAUUUCUGGCAAGCGUGAAAAGCUUCGACGGACUGUCCAUGUUUUGAGGGAGAGCAAGGAAACGGUGGCUAACAUAAUGGAUCGAAUUGGAGCCUACGGUGAUGUUUAGAAGUUUUCUUCAAUGUUGGUCAUAUUAUCCCGUCCUGCUGCCGAAGCCUUUAGUUAUAUUGAAGUACAAAAAAUUUGAAGUUGGUUAUUUUCAAUUAUUUAUUUGUGUGGCUUCUCGUGCCUUUAAUAUAUUAUCAUCCUAAUGCUUGCUUUCAUUUGGUCAAUUUAAAAUUUAGAACAAUAUAAUAGUAGAUUCAGAAAGGAACUAUGUUGUCAUUUGAUGCUAAAAAUGUUUACAAUUUUUCAACCAGUUAUUCCAAUGACUCUUAGGGAAGAAGCUUGUAAAAGGCUAAUAUUAUAGGAAUAAUAAUAAAGCUGAAAAUCUAUAAAUCCGUAUGUUUGUACCAUCAUUUUUUUAAAUGUUUGUAAAUUACAUAAAUAUUUACAUAAUAUGAUAUUCAUUUCGGUUCUUUUUAUAAGGAACAAAAGACGAAAUCAUCAAGACCAAGAAAAGUAAUGAAAUAUGUUAUUUUUUUUUAUAAAUAUAAAUUUUAUUAUAAAAAUACUCGAUAUUAAACUAUGUAGUUAGUAAUUUAUAUAUUUAAUGAUAUUAUAAAAAAAAUUUAACAAUUAAUGUAUCUUUAAUUUAUCAUUUGUUUCUUAUAAUAAGGACAAAAAAAUAUUUUAUUUUAUUUUUUGUAAAAAAGACUAGGAAAGUAGGUUUUAAAUCUUACAUGAAGCAGUCGAUGAGUUUUUUUUAUUGCCCUAAUAUUCACAUGCAACACCAAAAGUAGUUUAAUUAAGCAUAAAAAUUUCAUUUUAUAUAAGACUUAAUAAAAAUAUCUUUAUUGCAAUUGGGAAAGUGCUAGUUGUACGUAGUUCAAAUUAAAAAAUUGAUUUACCCUUAUCUCGGGUGUUGUUUUUGUGUUGAGGCGUAUAACUUGAUUUCCCAAAAUUAUAUAGUUAAAGGGAAUCCCCCUGCCCCUCUUAAUCACCAUAGCAGGGAAAAAAGGACAAAAAAAAUACCAUUAUACAGAGCAGUGAAGAAACACACACUACGGUCUACAUUAUGAAAUCAUCAUGUCAA
Messenger RNA from Abrus precatorius (Indian licorice), 3066 nucleotides. RefSeq names its product dynamin-related protein 4C-like. The coding region runs from base 1 to 2040 and encodes 679 amino acids. The record is from RefSeq and is a predicted model, not a curated record. Gene Ontology annotation, cellular component: cytoplasm; membrane; microtubule. The transcript has a single exon. Gene Ontology annotation, molecular function: GTP binding; GTPase activity; microtubule binding. Lineage: Eukaryota; Viridiplantae; Streptophyta; Magnoliopsida; Fabales; Fabaceae.